AUGAGACGUUAUUUAGAGACAUUGUGUAAAGACAAACUGAGACUCAGACGCUUCAGGGAAAAGAUGAAAUCAAUCUUCUUUAUUUUCCUGCUGGUGGUUGGUUGUGUUGUGGCUGUGGGAACAAUCACCUGUGGCAAUGCAAAGAGUUUCUACUGUGAUCGGUUCCUGAUCCUGGUGAAGGAGAAGAAGACCUGGGAAGAGGCUCAGGAGUUCUGCAGGACAAAUUACACUAGUUUGGCCUCUGUGACCUCUGAGACGAGCCUGAGGCAGCUGAAUCUAGAGACAGUGGGGACGGAGACAGAGAGCGUGUGGACCGGUCUGCGCUUCAUGAAUGGACAAUGGUUCUGGGUGAGCGGGGAGCAGCUGGGGAGCCUGGUCUCAAUGCCUUCAUGUCCAGCUCUAUCUUACCGCUGUGGAGCUCUCAACACCACGACAAACACCUUGCAGAACCUGAACUGUAAUGAGAAGCUGAACUUCGUCUGCUACUGGAAUUGA
Messenger RNA from Tachysurus vachellii, 495 nucleotides. RefSeq names its product snaclec alboaggregin-A subunit alpha'-like. Lineage: Eukaryota; Metazoa; Chordata; Actinopteri; Siluriformes; Bagridae. Bases 1 to 495 code for a protein of 164 amino acids. The record is from RefSeq and is a predicted model, not a curated record. The transcript has 2 exons.